AUGCAGCCCGUGGUCGCGGUCGAGGCGCCAGAGCCCGAGCUGGAGUGGGAGAGGGUCCCGAGCCCUGCGCUCGCCGCCGCCCGCCGUGACGUCAUCGCCCUCGAGCGCGAGCACGUGCGCGCGCACCUGCGGCCCCGGAGGCUGCAGGAGGUGGAGCGCCUGCUGCACGCGGUCCACAGCGAGGAGGCGGCCUCGGCGGAGAGCGCCCUGGACCUGGCGCGCAGCCCCGGCGCCGAGGCAGGGGAGCGGGUGGGGAAGCUGUGCGAGAAGGUGGAGAAGAAGGCGGUGGAGGCCGCGCUGGUGGGGAAGCGCACCGUGGAGACCCACCAGCAGAUCGGCAGCCACGAGUGUCGCUGA
This is a messenger RNA of Myotis myotis, 357 nucleotides long. Its product is annotated as putative MORF4 family-associated protein 1-like protein UPP. Lineage: Eukaryota; Metazoa; Chordata; Mammalia; Chiroptera; Vespertilionidae. The transcript has a single exon. The coding region runs from base 1 to 357 and encodes 118 amino acids. The record is from RefSeq and is a predicted model, not a curated record.